This is a messenger RNA of Spea bombifrons (plains spadefoot toad), 2970 nucleotides long. RefSeq names its product replication protein A1 (gene RPA1). The record is from RefSeq and is a predicted model, not a curated record. Gene Ontology annotation, cellular component: nucleus; DNA replication factor A complex. Gene Ontology annotation, molecular function: damaged DNA binding; single-stranded telomeric DNA binding. NCBI's taxonomy places the organism in Eukaryota, Metazoa, Chordata, Amphibia, Anura, Pelobatidae. The transcript is spliced from 17 exons. Gene Ontology annotation, biological process: DNA replication; nucleotide-excision repair; double-strand break repair via homologous recombination. Bases 133 to 1965 code for a protein of 610 amino acids.
CGCUCGGCGUGGAAUUUGGCGCCAGGCAGUUGAGGGUGAAAGUAAGCGCGCGGGAGAGUUGGACAGCUGUCUGUAGGUAUCAUUGUCAUUGCACCGGCGCGAAUACUAAGCAGGUCCGCAGAUCGGAACGGAAUGGCGAUGCCACAGCUAAGUGAAGGCGCUAUUGGGGGUAUCCUGCAAGGAGAUUCUGUCUCGAAACCAAUCCUGCAAGUCAUAAAUAUUCGUCCUAUUAAUACGGCAACCGGCCCCCCUCGUUACCGUCUGCUGAUGAGCGAUGGCGUAAAUACACUUUCCUCCUUCAUGUUGGCAACCCAGCUGAAUUCUCUGGUGGACAGUAAUCUCCUCGCUACCAACUGUGUCUGCCAGAUCUCCCGGUACAUUGUAAACAACCUGAAAGAUGGAAGACGAGUGAUCAUAGUGAUGGAGAUGGAAGUGCUGAAGUCUGCUGAUGAGGUUAUGGGGAAGAUUGGUAAUCCUCAACCAUACAAUGACGGGCAAGCUCAGCCCCAGCCAGCAGCCCCUGUCCAUACCCCUGCUCCUGCCCCACCGGCUAGCAAGCCAGUGACAAACUCCGCCCCUCUGGCUGCUAUGAACCGAUUUUCAAAACCAUUUGGAGGUGGGGGUUUAGUGAAUACACCUGGCGGAUCUCAGGGGAAGGUGGUACCGAUUGCCAGUCUCAAUCCAUACCAGUCAAAGUGGACAAUUCGUGCAAGAGUAACAAAUAAAAGUCAGAUCCGUACGUGGAGCAACUCCCGCGGGGAAGGGAAGCUGUUUUCUAUUGAGAUGGUGGAUGAGAGUGGAGAAAUCCGUGCUACUGCAUUCAACGAGCAAGUUGACAAGUUUUUCUCCCUCAUCGAAGUGAACAAGGUAUAUUACUUCUCAAAAGGCACUCUAAAGAUUGCCAACAAGCAGUACACAGCUGUAAAAAAUGACUACGAGAUGACAUUUAACAGCGAGACCAGCGUUAUCCCCUGUGAUGACGCCUCUGAUGUCCCUACGGUGCAGUUUGAGUUUGUUCCUAUUGCAGAUCUAGAGAGCAAGAAUAAGGACACUCUGCUAGAUGUCAUUGGAAUUUGUAAGAGCUUUGAUGAUGUCACCAAGGUGACUAUAAAAUCGAACAACAGAGAAGUAUCAAAAAGAACCAUUCAUCUCAUGGACUCCUCUGGCAAACUGGUUUCAACCACCCUGUGGGGAGAAGAUGCAGAUAAAUUUGAUGGUUCCAGGCAGCCUGUUGUGGCUAUCAAAGGAGCUCGGCUCUCAGACUUCGGAGGACGAUCCUUGUCUGUUUUAUCAUCAAGCACUGUGAUGCUGAAUCCAGAUAUACCUGAAGCAUUCAAACUCAGAGGAUGGUUCGACUCUGAGGGUCAGGGUUUAGAAGGCACAUCUAUUUCUGAGUCAAGAGGUGGAGGAGCGGUCGGUGGAAACACCAACUGGAAAUCUUUGCUGGAAGUGAAAAAUGAGAGCCUGGGCCACGGGGAAAAAGCCGAUUAUUUUACCAGCGUGGCUACAAUCGUGUAUCUCCGCAAGGAGAAUUGCCUGUAUCAGGCGUGCCCUUCGCAAGACUGCAAUAAGAAGGUGAUAGACCAGCAGAAUGGGCUGUUCCGUUGUGAGAAAUGUGACAAAGAGUUUCCAAACUUUAAAUAUCGCCUAAUCCUUUCAGCAAAUAUUGCAGACUUUGGGGAGAAUCAGUGGAUUACCUGUUUCCAAGAGUCUGCAGAAUCUAUUCUGGGCCAGAAUGCUGCAUACCUUGGAGAACUUAAAGAGAAGAAUGAACAGGCUUACGAGGAAGUUUUUCAAAAUGCAAACUUUCGUUCAUAUACCUUCAGGGUUCGGGUCAAGUUGGAGACUUACAAUGAUGAAUCUCGCAUCAAGGCCACUGCUAUGGAUGUGAAGCCCAUAGACCAUAAAGAAUACUCCAGACGGCUGAUCAUGAACAUAAGGAAACUAGCGGCCCAGGGAGUCUGAUUUGCAGUCUUCGACUACAGGAUAAGAUGUUACUGCGACAAAAGCCUCCGUGGAAGCGCAUUACUGCAAAUCUAAAGCACUCCGGAUUCUAUUUAGACUUAUCACAUUAAGAACGUGUUUGUUUGGAUCCACCUUUAAACUACACAGAACAUUUCAAUUUGACUUGGGUAAAAACAAUUGUUUGUCCCGUGUAAUGCAAAGUGAAAUAAAAAUGCAGAAAAGCACGGUGACAAAUGCAGACAAUUGUCUAUCAGUAUGGUUUAGGUAGAUGGGGGUUGCAAACGAGGUCUGCUUGUUAUGACAUCCGCACCCUUACCCAUGUGUAAAUAUGCUCUUCUAAUUAUAACCUUAAUCUUGACCUACUACGCUUCUUCAAGUUGAUAAUUCACAUAAAGGUUUAAUUACAUUCAAGCAGGACUUAAUUGGCAUCCAGAGAAGUAAUUGGUUGCUGCUGAGCAAACUGAUGCCCACCCACAACCUGUCUUAGCGCACCGAAAGGCUCCUUAAGCUCUUGGCAAAUUCAGGACACUUUCCUCCCAUGAAAACCCGCUAGUGCAUAUCUCUGCUGUGCGCCUCUGCUUGAAAUGGGUAGAUAUGCCAUACUGUUUGCAAACGCUUAGAAUGACAAUAUGGAAGAAUUAUUAAUCAAAGACCUAUCUUUUCUAUCUGAAGACUUUCCUUCGGGGUUUAAUAGACUGAGUCAGAUGGUCUUGAUAUUAAUCAAAAUUGUCUCUUCUGAGGAGCUCUGAUAAGCAUUGACUCUCUGGCCCCCGGGGAAAUCUGGCCAACUACAAAGCUUUGCUUUAUUUUUCAUUUAAAUUAAUAUUGUGCUUUCUCACUCCUCUCUUUUUUGACAGUGUGUAAUUGCCAAAGUUUGCAUUCCAUACAUUUACAGAUUUCUCAGUGUUCUAGCUGCUUUACAUGUGUGCUUUUUGAUUUGUAGUGUACCUUUUUCUUUCUUUCUCCCAUUUUUGUAAUGGAAUAAAGUAAAUGUAGAUAAUGCUA